AUGGCGCUCAACAAUACCUAUGGCAUCAAAACGAUCAACCAAAGUGUCUAUGACGCAGCCAUGAAAAGCUUCACCGAGCCUGGUGGUGUACAAGUACUCAUUGAGACGUGCAGAGCUCUGGCUGCCGAGGGAGACCCUGGAAACCAGGGCAACAAUUCGACCGUUAACGAUGCUUGCGCAGAAGCCAACGAUGCCACUUGGGAUAUGGAAGGUCCUUAUCCACAUGUGCAGGUGGCAUUGGGAGUUCCUCUCAAUUAUACGAAUCCGGGAGGCAAUGCGCCAUAUUAUGCUUUUCAAGAUACUGGAUAUUAUCCUCGAGGAGGAUACCUGAAAGAUCUCUCGUACUUGAUCGACAAUGGGAUCAAAGUUGCUUUGGUGUAUGGUGAUCGUGACUACGCGUGCAAUUGGAUCGGGGGAGAAGCCGUUUCGCUGGCCGUCAACUACUCGCACGCCUCUGACUUUGCAGCCGCAGGGUAUGCCAACAUCAGCGUCAACUCGAGUUAUGUCGGCGGUAUGGUCAGACAGUUUGGUAACUUUAGCUUCUCGCGUGUCUUCCAGGCCGGUCACGAAGUUCCUGCGUAUCAACCAGAGACUGCGUAUGAAAUUUUGCGCCGUGCGCUCUUCAACCUUGACAUUGCGACGGGCCAGGAAGAUACGGCGAAGAACGAUUCCUUUGCGACCAUAGAGUUGCCUGACACUUGGUCGAUCAAAGACACUCCUCACGAAACCAAGGAGCAUAUUUGUUAUUCACUUGCUUCAAGCUCCAGUUGUACAGACGAGCAACUACAGAGUAUAAUUGACGGGUCGGCCUUGAUUUCAAAAUAUAUUCUGGUCGAUAAUUAUACGCUCGGUCAGUUUCCAGGCUUGGCGACUGCAGGUAAUGAAAGUGGUAACGGAAGUGGUAGUGGUAAUGGUAAUGGGGGAAAUGAGAGUGGUAACGAUGACAACGAUAGCAGUGCGACGAUUGUUGCUAUGAGUUCAGGGAUGUGGUUUUUGAUUGCUGUGACGGUCAUGGCCACGACUGGUGUAUGA
Molecule: messenger RNA, 1032 nt
Organism: Exophiala oligosperma
Lineage: Eukaryota; Fungi; Ascomycota; Eurotiomycetes; Chaetothyriales; Herpotrichiellaceae
Exons: 2
Coding region: 1-1032 (343 amino acids)
Biological process (GO): proteolysis
Molecular function (GO): serine-type carboxypeptidase activity
Source: RefSeq, a predicted model, not a curated record